UUGGAGCGCGUCGGUCGGUGAUGCUGAGGAGAGAGUGCGAGCGAGUAGAGGAGCCGGGGGGCGGGGGUGCUGAGCGCAUCCUUCCUCUUCGCUAGGCCGGGCCGGGCGCCCGGUUUUUCGUUCGCCGCAAGCGGGCCGGAUCUCACCCGUUCCCCGGUGACGAGCUGCUCCGUCCAAAGCGACCAAGAUGGUGGACUUGUGCGGUGGCAAAAAGACAUCGAAGCGGUCUCGAACGAGGCGAGGCAAACGGGGCCGCCGACGUCGCAAGAACAACAAGCAGAAGAACAACAACAACAACAAGCGGAACGAAACGCCGCCGCCAUUUCUACCGCCGGAGGCCGAGGAAGGAAACGUCGAGUAUAAGCUGAAGCUGGUGAACCCCACCCAGAACCGCUUCGAGCACCUGGCCACGCAGCUCAAGUGGCGUCUGCAGGAGGGCCGCGGCGAGGCCGUCUACCAGAUCGGCGUGGAGGACAACGGGCUCCUGGUGGGCCUGAGCCAAGCCGACAUGACGGCGUCCAUCGGAACCUUACGCCAGAUGGCUGACAAGGUGGGCGCCGACAUCACGCUGCUCCGGGAGCGUCGGGUGGACUCGGACGGCGGCGAGCGCAGGAUCGCCGAGGUCCUGGUGCGGAAGGUUCCGGACGACCAGCAGUUCCUGGACCUGCGCGUCGCCGUGCUGGGCAACGCGGACUCGGGCAAGUCCACCCUGCUGGGCGUGCUGACGCAGGGCGAGCUGGACAACGGGCGAGGCCGGGCGCGGCUCAACCUCUUCCGGCACCUCCACGAGAUCCAGACGGGGCGCACGUCCAGCAUCAGCUUCGAGAUCCUGGGCUUCGACAGCAGAGGACAAGUGGUCAACUACGGCGACUCGCGCGGCGCCGAGGAGAUCUGCGAGAGCUCCUCCAAGAUGAUCACCUUCAUGGACCUGGCGGGACAUCACAAGUACCUGAAGACCACCGUCUUUGGACUCACCAGCUACUGCCCGGACUUUGCCAUGCUGGUGGUCGGCGCCAACACCGGCAUUGCGGGUACCACCAGGGAGCACCUGGGCCUGGCCAUGGCGCUGAAAGUUCCCAUCUUCAUCGCCGUCAGCAAAGUGGACGUGUGCUCGCGGGGGGCGGUGGAGCGAACGCUGCGGCAGCUGGAGCGCCUCCUCAAGCAGCCGGGAUGCAACAAGCGUGUCGGGGAAAGGUCUGGAGCUCCUCAAGGUCUUCCUGAACGUUCUCCCUCCGCUCAGCAACAGCAAACAACAAGAAGAACUCAUGCAGCAGCUGACCGAGUUCCAGGUACAAAUCGGGCGAGCGCGCGCGCUUGCGCGCACCCCCCAAUCGGACGCGACUCCCGACACCCGCCCGCGCAAUGCCGACAGGUGGACGAGAUCUACUCGGUUCCCGACGUGGGGACGGUGGUGGGCGGGACUUUGUACAGCGGCGUGUGUCGCGAAGGCGAGCGUUUGGCGGUGGGCCCGACGGACGAGGGCGGCUUCCUGCGCGUGAAGGUUCUGUCCAUCCAGAGGAACCGCUCCAGCUGCAGGCUGCUGAGGGCGGGGCAGGCGGCCACGCUGGCGCUCGGCAACUUCGACAGGACGCUGCUGCGCAAGGGCAUGGUGAUGGUGAGUCCCAAGAUGAAGCCCAGCGUCUGCCGGCACUUUGAGGCGGCCGUGGUUCUGCUCUUCCACGCCGGGACCUUCCGCCGCGGCUCGCAGGUCACGGCGCACGUGGGCAACGUCAGGCAGACGGCCGUCGUGCAACGGGUGCACGGAAAGGACGAGCUGAGGACGGGCGAGCGGGCCGUGGUGGCCUUCGGCUUCCUCAAACAUCCCGAGUACCUUCGGACCGGCGCCAAGCUUCUCUUCAGAGAGGGCGUCACCAAGGGCAUAGGACACAUCACGCGACUCCUGACCGCAGAACACGACCAGAACCACGAGAACCAGCACUGCCCCGCCGCCGCCGCCGACUCCAGAGGCAUUUGAAGCACCCCAACGCCGAGAACCCGAGCGACGUCGGAGCCACUCCGAGGCGACCGCAACCGUGAGAGCCACUCGACCCGGUCCGAGCGCAACCUGAACCCUCGGAAGCACGAGAAACUCAACAUCAAAACCCCCCCCCCCCUCGUCAUCAAGUCGUUCAUUCCCGG
Molecule: messenger RNA, 2139 nt
Organism: Hippocampus zosterae (dwarf seahorse)
Lineage: Eukaryota; Metazoa; Chordata; Actinopteri; Syngnathiformes; Syngnathidae
Product: GTP-binding protein 2-like
Exons: 11
Coding region: 188-1975 (595 amino acids)
Biological process (GO): translational elongation
Molecular function (GO): translation elongation factor activity; GTPase activity; GTP binding
Source: RefSeq, a predicted model, not a curated record